Lobosporangium transversale is the source of this 1790-nucleotide messenger RNA. Its product is annotated as guanine deaminase. The transcript has 3 exons. Gene Ontology annotation, cellular component: cytosol. The coding region runs from base 375 to 1784 and encodes 469 amino acids. Gene Ontology annotation, biological process: guanine catabolic process. Gene Ontology annotation, molecular function: guanine deaminase activity; zinc ion binding. The record is from RefSeq and is a predicted model, not a curated record. Lineage: Eukaryota; Fungi; Mortierellomycota; Mortierellomycetes; Mortierellales; Mortierellaceae.
GUUGAAACGAUGAAUCACUGCGAUCUCUAUAGCUUCUUGUCUUCACAUCCAGCUUUUAGUAAUGAGUGACAACCAACGUCUGUAACCAAGUGAUAGGCAUAAGAUGACACAUAUUGAGCCACAUUUACAUAAUGCCACGUAGACUAGUUGUCUUAAACGCGUCCUAUUCGUGGAAACCAAAGAACAUUUGCGAGUGCAUAAGAGCCCAGCGCUCUUAGUUCAACAUUGCGUGAAUGUAUUCCUUGGAAAAGGCGUUACAUCCCAAGUGCGCGCAGUCACGCGUUUUCGUCGGCUGCAUUGCAUUGCAAACAUCAAGCUUCAUUUAACUGAACAUCCUCUCAUUGCGCUACACUUGAACAUUUAUAUUUCCACUAAUGAACUCCUUUGCUUCGACCAUUUCAAAGGCCUUUUAUGGCACUUUUGUUCAUUCUAUUUCCAUCAGAGAACUCGAGUUCGUCAAACAUGCACUGUUAUUUGUGGAUAACCAUGGAGUAAUUGUUAAGAUAAUAAAGGAUCUAAAUCAAUCACAGCUUCAAGAAGCAUUAGAUGGAGUGGGAGAGGAUAAGGUCAUUCUUUUAAAUAACGAUCAAUUUAUUAUCCCGGGGUUUGUCGACACUCAUAUCCAUGCCUCUCAAUAUUCAUAUUGUGGGGACGGACAAGACACUCCACUGCUAGAAUGGCUAAAUACCCUCACCUUCCCACAUGAAACCAAGUUCAAGGAUGCUGAUUAUGCGCGUCAGAUUUAUACCAAAGCCGUAACACGUUCACUUCGCAAUGGCACCACUUCUGCAUGUUGGUUUUCGACGGUCCAUCUCGAUGCCACAAAAGAAUUGGUUGAUGUUAUUCUGAAACAAGGACAGCGCGCCUAUGUGGGCAAAGUCAACAUGGAUAGGAAUAGCCCCGACUUCUUGACUGAAACGACCGAGGCCUCGGUUAGGGACACUCGAUCGUUCAUUGACUAUGUUCGUCAGGCUGUCAUUAACAGCACCAGAAGCAAUGAGAAUAUAAUUGAUUCUGAUAAAAAGAAUGAUACCAAUACCGCUCCAACAAGAACACCGCUGGUGAUGCCGGCUAUCACACCUCGAUUUGCUAUCUCUUGCACAUCCGAGCUAUUAACAGAGUUGGGGAAAUUAGCGCAGGAAUAUGAUAUCCCUAUCCAAACUCAUCUGUGCGAGACAUCUCAAGAAAUUGAGUCCACAAUAUCCCUGUUCCCAACAUUUACCAGCUACACUGCUGUAUAUAAGGGUCAUGGACUGCUAAACAGCCGUUCAAUCAUGGCACAUUGUGUCCAUAUGCAGGACGAAGAAUGGGAUUUAAUCAAGGAAACUAAUGCUGGAGUGUCUCACUGUGCCAACUCCAAUUUCAAUAUUCGGUCUGGGAUGGCCAAUGUCCGCAAGAUGAUUGAUGAUUUGGGUCUGAAAAAGAUUGGUUUAGGGACUGAUAUUGCGGCUGGAUACUCCCCUUCAAUCUUAGAAGCCAUACGUUGCUCAAGGACGUGCUCGAUCGCCAGAGAUCCUCAGAGAUCACUAUCAAUUCCUGAACUGUUUUAUCUGGCUACAUUAGGUGGAGCAAGAGUAAUGGAAUUAGGAAGCACAAUCGGAAAUUUUGAGGUAGGCAAAGAGUUUGAUGCCAUCAUCGUCAACACCACAGCGUCAAGAUCUCCGAUCGACAUUUUCCCUCAUGAUUCGAUCGAGUCAAAAUUUAAGAAGUAUCUCUUUGUGGGCGAUGAUCGGAAUAACGAAAGAAUUUAUAUCCAGGGCAAACAAGUCAGACUACCAGAGUAAACAAAG